Molecule: messenger RNA, 5500 nt
Organism: Doryrhamphus excisus (bluestripe pipefish)
Lineage: Eukaryota; Metazoa; Chordata; Actinopteri; Syngnathiformes; Syngnathidae
Source: RefSeq, a predicted model, not a curated record
GUGUGUCGAUAGAUUGUAUGUAUGUAUAUAAACCGGCGUCGAGGUGUGCGCGUGUGUCGCGCCGUUGAUGACGUUGCCACUGCGUCACAACCGCGUACGAAAGGAAAAGUUCAAGUACGAAAAUUUAAGAUUACAACGUAUUGCGACAUUUUGAGAGGGGUGUAAUAUUUGACCAUAGCCAUACAGUCAGCGAUGUAACUACUGAGCAGGUGUACCUAAUGGUGGCCAGUCAAUGGGUUAAUGUUACCACUGUCUGUUUCCGAUAUCCCAAUAUAUUUAGGGAGAAUGCCGAUAUACGAUAUAUAUCCCGAUAUUUUUUCCAUAAACUGAAUUUAGACAAAACUCAAAGCCAAAUACAUGCGUUGUAGAAAAAUAGCUAAAGUUAAAUAUAAUGUGCAAUCAUCAGUCAUGGUCGUCUAUGCAGCCGGGGUAGCAGUGUUAGCACUUCCAUCUAACGUUCCUCGUGGCGACAGACGAUGGCAUGGUUGACGCCGUCUUUAUCCAGCAACCUUUUUACUGUUGUUUUCGUUGUUCACUCCUGCUAUGCAGCCUCUCCUCCUUCAUAUCUCUGCGGGAUAUCCGAUCGCUCGUCGUAGCAAAGGGGUACUCAGAGCUAACAGCUGCAAGUGUAAACAUGGAGCAAGCAGCAAGCUACAAACGUAAUAAAAUAAACAUCCAUAGCUGAACACUUGCUUGAGGGGUCGAUAUGGCACUAAAAACAAUAGCACUAUUAAAUACCUCUAAAAACGCAGCAGGAGCCGCCAUAACUAGCUUGUACUCAGACGCCGCCAUCUUGAAACAUGAGACUUCCGCAUCAAAUCUGGUCUGUAUCGAUACGAAGGAUAUGCUUGUUUUUUUAUAUCCUGCUUAAAAUAAAUAUAGAUAUUUUUGAAACAUUGAUAUAUAAAGAGCAGAGCAGGGGGAGGCCUACAGCUUGUACCUGGGAACGCCCAUAUAGGGAGGAUCACUGUGAUGUCACAAGGAGCCAGCAUUUAAAAAAACCUCUCAAACCGAGCAUUCAGAGCCAUGCUAAACUUCUCUCAGGGUUCACUUCCAAAUGUGCAAACCUCAUUAUCUGAAACUUUGGCAUCGUUUAACACAAAAGACAACAUUUUAACAACAUUUAUAGAAGCUGCUGUGGUCCAAUGAUGAUGUGCCUCCUGUGUCUCCUCCUGGUGGUGGUCGUCCAAGGGGAGCCCUGCCUCAUCAUCAGUGAGAUCAAUGCAGACAACCCAAGACUGGACACCACUGAGUUUGUGGAGCUCUAUCACACGAGCGGACAGCGGUCCUCUUUGGAUGGCUACACCCUGGUCUUCUAUAACGGGAAUGGGAAUGUUGCCUAUAAAGUGUUGGACCUCAAAGGCCAGAGUACAGAUGAUAGAGGGUUCUUUCUCGUUGGCUCUGUGGACAUGCUACCCAAACCUGCCAUCCUCCUGCCUCCAAACACAGUCCAGAAUGGUCCGGAUGCAAUUGUGCUCUACCACACGUCUGCAGCACGAUACAGCGAGAAGAUGGACGUCACAUCAAUCGGUUUGGUGGACGCUGUUGUUUAUAUGACACGCAAAACCGGCGGUGCAGAGGUCCUUGCAGAGACCCUGACGCCAGGAGAGCCGGCCUUUGUGGAGGAUGAAACCACCUUGGAAGGGGAUGAAUCCAUUGAGAGGUGCCUGUUGUCUGAGGAUCGUUGGGGCUUCCGGGUGUCCUCUCCCUCCCCCGGACAGAGGAAUAACUGUACCCCCACUGUUGCCUCGGCGACUAUGCCCGUCAUCACUGAGCUGAAGCUUGGUGGAGGUCAGGUGGACGGUUUUGUGGAGCUCACAGAAGCCCCAGAGGCAGGUCCUCUCGUUCUGGUGGUGUUGGAUGGUCGAACAGACAAAGUGAGUGUCAGUUUAAAUGUGGACCCCGCAAGGAAUGGACUCAUCUCUAUGACUGUGGAAAAGAAGUAUAUGAAAGGUGAUGAGUCUGGGGCAGUGGCUAUAUACAGUGGCAGGACGACGGAGUUCCCCGUGGGAAGCCCUUUAAGUCAGAUCCAGCCUCUGGACUCGUUUGUGUUUGCUGGUCCUGGAAAUAAACCGAGUGCCAACCUCACAGAGACCCUCAUCCCUGGCAGGCAGCCUUAUCAGCUCAGCACCAGUUUGAAAGAGGGAGGAUUCUACCUCAGUCGUUGUGGUGUGGCCACAUGGACCAGAGAUCCUGGUGUAUUUUGGGAGGCCCCGCAAACCCCGGGGCAGCCCAACCAGUGCCCCUGGCCAAAAAUAUGCCCUCACAGCACGGGAGGAGCUGUAGAUGCAUCCCCACACCUCCCACCUUGGGGAAAUAGCAACUUCCUCAUCAAUGAGCUUAAUACGGAUACACCCGGCGCUGCUGAGGAUGGCGAGUAUAUCGAGCUAUGGCACCCCUCAGGACGCCGCGUCUCCCUGCAGGGCAUCUGGAUACUCCUUUUCAGCGCCCACAACAACAAACCCUACAGGGAGAUCAGCCUCAGUGGACACUUCACCACCGCUAAGGGCUACUUCCUGUUGGGCAGUGACAGAUUGGUGCCGGCACCCUCUCUCCGCCUUCCUCCCAAUACCAUCCAGAACGGGCCAGAUGCGGUGGCGCUCUAUCGCAGCCGCUUUGGUCCGCCGUCAGCACAACAACGGGGGAUCCCCACCAAAGGGCUCCUGGAUGCUGUUGUUUACCGACAGAGGGGAUCCGAUAUGGAGGCACAAGAGUUGAGUAAAGCGCUGACACCGGGACAGCUCCCCCUGCUGGAGGAUCCGGAGGUUCUACCUGAUGAUGAGGCGCUCAGCCGCUGCAGGGGUCUUUACCCCUAUGACCUGUCUGCCUUUUCUGUAGCUCCACCAACUCCGCUGAGGGAGAACAGCUGUCCCCGCCCUCCUCCACCUCCAGAGGGUGUGGUCAUCAGUGAGGUGGCCAGUGGCCUCUGGACCAAUCACAGCCAGCAGAGGGCCUUUGUGGAGCUGCACGGUCCCCCAAUGACGGAGCUGCGUGGCCUGGUGCUGGUUGUGUUUGACCAGGAGCGUGCCAUCACGGCUCUUCCUCUGACCGGAUCUGUCGACCAGGAUGGAUUUUACAUGGUGGGGAACAUCACAGGAGCAGAUCAGACUUUCCCAGAAGGCAGUGCAGUGCCGGCAAGAGGGGCGGUGGUUCUGUGCUACGACCUCUUCAGCGUGUGCAGAGCUGGCACUGCUUUGACCAACUCCAGCCUGCGAGACCAGCUGGUGUUCAGUGAGAACCAGGUCCUGCUCUCCUCCCUCUCCACCAAUAGAGGGAGCCAGGUUUUACCAGCACUGAGGUCAGUCCAAGAUGGUCUGGUCUCCCUCAGUCGGUGUGCGUGCUGUGAGGCAAGGAGCUCCUCUUCGUGGACGACGUCUUCUCCGACUCCUCACCGCGGCAACAUCUGCCCAAGCUCCGCCUUCUCCAGUCAGAUCGAUGUUUGUCUUGGACCGCUGUCCAGGGACUGGCCAAGGGUGGAGUUGAGAGACUGCAGUGGGCUCAUUCACGGAACGAGGGUGGCACAGGUGGCUGACUAUUUGGAGCAGAAGUGUCUCUGUGGAAUUACUGCUUUAUCUCUUCAAGGGGCCAAUUUCUCAUGCGUGUCUGGCUGGUUGCGAGUGUGGGGGAACAUCCGGGCCUUGUCAGACCAUCAGAGGGCCCUCAUCAUCCAAACAGCGCCCAUGAACCUCUCACACCCCCAGACGGAUGUUUGCUCUGCCCCCACCACAGGCCGCCGCACGAGCGCAGGUUCGGCCCUGGGUUUACAGAUUGGUCUUAUUGUUGCUGUACUCCUGCUGCUCGCGCUUGGAGCUGCUAUAUUCACAUAUUUCUACAAAAGAAGGCGUCCUUUGGACUAUUACACGAUGGAGCUGAGCGAGCAUGCUGAGGGACUAUCAGAGCUAUAAUCCAGGAAGAAGAAAACAUCCUGGAGGUGAUGAGUGUGUUAUCAGAAGGGGUGUAUGCGUGUGCGUGUAUGUGUGUUUAUGUGUGAUGAUGAAAACGAUGACAUUAGAACAUAUUUUUGUAAAGGUAUUGUUGCGUGAACAUUGCUGGUUACGACUAUGAAGUGGACUCUACCGGGAGGGAGGCGGGUGAAUUUUAAUACUUCAGAGUAAUGCUCAUUUUUCUUCAUGUGGGAGAAAAUGAGCAGGAAUUUGCAUUUAAUGCUCUUAUCUUCCUUGCGUUCUUACCCGGUGUUGCAUCCAAUAGAUGUAGAAUGUGACUGUUUUAAGAUGAUGUAACCACUUUUACAUGACGACGUGAAGCAACCUGUUUACAUGUUCUUGAAAUCGAAAAGGGAUGUGUUUUUUUCAUUUUUUCUUCUAAUGAAGUUAACUUAGUGUCUGGGAUAUUUGGGGGUCUGUUUAUGUUGAUAGUGCCUCAGAAAUGGCCACAGUGCCUUUUUCUUUUUUCUUUUUUUUUUUUUUUGCUAAGCCCUCAUUUACUAAGGGACCAGCUGCAAGACUUCUGAUGUGGUUUUCUACAUUCUGCACAUGCCAUCCAAUUAUAUGCAGAGGAGUAUGAGGGCCACACUGACAAGAAAAAAAAUAAAGUUAUGUGAAGUUAUGCAUUCCUAAUAGUGUGAGAGUAAAAGUCAUCAUAUAAUAGUAUAUACAGAUUAGGGAUGUUCCGAUCGGGGUUUUAUGCUGUUGAUACCAAUCCCGAUAAUCCAUGAGUGAAAUCGUCCGCUACCGACACCAAUACCAAUACCGAAGUGCUACAUAGUGUCUGCAUGCUCCCAAAUCCGUACUGAGGCGGUACUCAUCACUAAAUUUUGAGGCACGUUUUGCACCUUUCAAAACGGGGGCGAAGCUGAUCGGCGCAAGUAUCAGCCAAUAUCGAUACCGUGUUGUUUUUUUUGCUGAUAUCGGCUGAUACCGAUCAGAGCACCCUUAAUAUGGAUUUUUUCUCUUGAAUUAAACUUUUGACUAGGUCUAUAUUUUUUGGCUCUUUGUCCUGUUGGCUAUAUUUUCGUCCUCAUUUUUCAGUGUUGUUCAUAUUGAUCAAUUCUAUUGACAUUCCAUCCAGCAUUGCUUGAUGUGUAAUGACAGUUUUGCUUUUUAAUUAUACUUUAUCUUUGAUGUUUUUUUUAUUAUUUGUUUGUUUCUUUUGGCUUUUUCCUGAUUACGGAGUCGCCACCGCAGACAUAGUACUUUUUAUAGUACUUAUGUGAAAUUAGGAUAUUGCACCCUGAAUAAUGCCAUUUGGAAUACAACUUGAUUUAGUACAACUUUUUCCACAUAGAAAACAGCAGUAUUAAAAGAUGAUUUUCUGUACAAACUAUCCCUGCACUUACCUGCAACACUGGAAAAAAUGAGUAAUUGCUUUUAUAUUCCUUACAGUCCAGUCGGGUUUGAAAUAAAAAAAUUUUAAAAAAUCCCCCUCCAAUUUAUUUUUCCUUAUUUUUGCUUCAUAUCCAUAUUUAUAUGCCAGUUUGUCAUACUCGGCUGUGUAUUUACAGCUGUUGCAUUCCCUGCAAUGUCCCGCUGAGAGGAUCUCA